Messenger RNA from Spinacia oleracea (spinach), 3285 nucleotides. RefSeq lists its product as uncharacterized. The record is from RefSeq and is a predicted model, not a curated record. The coding region runs from base 1 to 3285 and encodes 1094 amino acids. The transcript has 8 exons. Lineage: Eukaryota; Viridiplantae; Streptophyta; Magnoliopsida; Caryophyllales; Amaranthaceae.
AUGGGAAGACCUCGGAAGAAUCAUGCCAAAACUUCUGGAAAACAAUCAAAAACGAAAGAUGAUGAUCUCUCUAGACCAGUUACACGCGCAAUUUCAAAGAAUUCUCAAGCUUCUCCAAUGGUGGAAGAUGACGCCAUUUCUGUGGAAUCAAGUUUGGACCCAGUUGACCCGCAACUAUUUGAUCCCGAAAUUCUUACUCCUAAAUCUUCAUUAGCAGCAUUACAGGUUCGUUCUCAGGUCUUAAAUGGGAAUGCUCAAUUCUUUGAUAAGAAACCCCUCAUUGUUAAACCUUGGUCAGCUGAGGUGAAUUAUGCUAAGGACCCAGUGAAACAGGUGCCAAUCUGGAUUAAGUUGCCUGGUUUAGAUGUGAAAUACUGGGGGGAACAGAGUAUUUUUAAGAUAGUUGGUCAAGUGGGGAAAACAAUUAGAGUUGAUCAGGCUACAAAAAAUAGGGACAAAUUGAUGUUUGCAAAGGUGUUGGUUGAGAAACCACCACAGAGGAAGGAAUGGAGACCUAAAACUGUCCAACAAGUGAAGGAACCUUCACUAAUUCCAACUGGUGGGGUGCAGCCAGCUGUUGGAGAAGUCCAGGUUCCUGCAGUGGGACACAUGGUGGGGAGUGGGAGGGAUAAAGAUGGUUUUGUCCAAGCUACCUCCUUCAGUAGACAACAUGGGCAACAACUCAGGCCUGUAAUUACAAAGAACAGUUUCCAUGCUCUCAACUUUGAAAAAACCGAUGGAUUUGAUCCUGUAGGGGAUGUAGCUGGUCUGUUGGAUCAGGGUCAACUCAUUCACUGCUUCAUCACUACAAGAAGCACAGGUGUGGGGUUUCUUAGUACCUUCAUCUAUGGCAUGAAUACUAAGGAGGAUAGAGUGCCUUUAUGGAACUCUCUCACUCAGAUUUCAGACAACUGUACCCAACCAUGGAUCAUCAUGGGGGAUUUUAAUGCUCUGAUGGAUGUUGAGGAUAGAGUCGGUGCCCCUGUCAGAAUUAGGGAAAUCCAAGCUAUGAGAGCUUGUAUGACUCACUGCAACCUGUCCACCAUCAAAACAGUGGGGAGACAGUUUACUUGGAAUAACAAACAAGUGGGGGAGGACAGGGUGCUGUAUAGAAUUGAUAGAGUGUUGGCUAAUGCUAGCUGGUCUGACAUGUUUCCUGAUGUAGAGGCUAAUUUCUUACCAGAAGGCCUAUUUGAUCAUAGCCCUAUGAUUCUCAAGGGAUAUAGAAGAACCAAUUCCAAGAAACCUUUCAGAUUACAACAAAGGCUGAAAUGGCUCAAAGUUGAGCUGAAAUCUCUGAGUAAAGCUGGAUUUAGCAAUGUAGAAGCUGAAGAUGUGAAAACUUAUGCAGUCCUAUUAGAAAAAAAGCUAUUCUCCACCAACUCCCUGCAGAAUGCUAAACUUCAAUGGCUGGAAAAGGGAGAUGAAAACACCAAAUGGUUUCAUCAUAGUAUCAAGCACAAGAGACAACAGAACUCAAUUCAUUCAAUCCAUGAUAUGAAUGGGAACUGGAUAGAUACCCCUGAUGGAGUUAAAAGGGCUUUUACUCAAUUCUAUGCAGCUUUGUUUUGCAACAAGAUGCAUCAGAGAACUCCUGUGAACUCUUUGAUUAUGGAUAGGGGGCCAAGGCUAACUGAUGCUCAUAGAAGCCUGUUGGUAUGCAAUUUCACCCUAGAAGAGAUCAAAAGUGCUUUAUGGUCAAUUCCUGAUCACAAAGCACCUGGCAUGGAUGGCUACAACAACCACUUCUUCAAAUCUGCUUGGCACAUCAUUAAGAAUGACCUGCAUAAUGCUAUCAAUGAUUUCUUCACUACUGGAAAAAUCCUCAAAGAAAUCAAUGUAACUUCUAUCACUUUGAUCCCAAAGAUUUAUGUUCCUGCUUCAAUGAGUGAUUUUAGACCCAUUGCUUGUUGCAAUGUUAUUUAUAAAUGCAUCACUAAACUCAUCUGCAGCAGGCUUAGCAAGGUCUUCCCUGCAAUUGUCUCUCCUAAUCAAGGAGCCUUUGUUACUGGAAGAUCCAUUCUCCACAAUGUCCUCAUUUGCCAGGAUUUGAUCAAAAUGUACAAUCAAUCUCAAACAUGUCCAUGCUGCUUGUUGAAAGAGGACAUCAGAAAAGCUUAUGACACAGUUGAAUGGGGCUUUAUUGAAGAAGUUAUGUUGGAGUUAGGGUUUCCCCCCUUUUUUGUUCAGCUCAUCAUGACUUGUUUGUCAACCACAAGGUACUCAAUUUUCAUCAAUGGUGAGCCUACUGAGCUAAUCCAACCCCAUAGAGGUUUGAGACAAGGUGACCCUUUGUCCCCUUUACUUUUCACUCUGUGUAUGAACUAUUUCUCUAGGUCCAUGAAAGCAGUGGGUGAAUAUCCCCAGUUCAGAUUUCACACUAGAUGCAGAACACUUCAGUUAAAUCAUCUGUGCUUUGCUGAUGAUUUACUAAUGUUCUGUAAGGGUGAGCUUCACUCAGUUGCCUUGCUGCUUGAGGGGUUCAAAAUAUUCUCAGAUACCACUGGUCUGCAGGCAAACCCUAGUAAAUCCUCAGUUUAUUGUUGUGGAAUUGAGGAGCACACUAAACUGAAUAUUGGCACAAUCAAUGGUUUCACCUUUGGUACUCUUCCUUUUAGGUACCUUGGUGUUCCAAUUAGCACCAGGAAGCUCCAAGCUGGUGAAUGUGAUCUCCUAGUGGACAAAAUGGUGUCUAGAAUUAAAAUCUGGAGCUCUAGACAUUUAUCCUUUGCAGGAAGAACCCACAGGCCUGGUCCUAUCUCUUGGAACAAUCUUUGUGGUUCAAAAACUCAAGGUGGGCUAGGUUUUAGGAAUCUGGCUUGGUGGAACCAAGCUGCAGUUGGGAAACUGGCAUGGGCUAUUUCUCAAAAACAGGAUAACCUAUGGGUUAAGUGGGUGCAUGCUAUUUAUGUUAAGCAAAAAGAUUGGCUGGUGUAUAGACCCUCUAUGGCUGCAAGUUGGGCUAUAAAGUACAUUUGCAAGGUAAAGCAGGACUGCUCAAAUAAACUUCAUUCCACUAGCUGGUUAACUGAUCAGAAGUAUUCUAUUGGGGUCAUUUAUCAACAGCUGUGUGAUAUGACUCCAAAGUGGUUGGGGUUUCACAACUCUAGAACUCAUCUGUCUGUUUUGCUGAAAUGGCUCCACAAGUACUGUAAGAAUCCAUUCAAAAGGAGAGUUGCUUAUGCUGCAGUGGCCAGCAUUGUGUAUCAGAUAUGGAGAGCAAGAAAUCUGGCUAUUUGGGAACAGACAGUUCCUUCUAUUGCCAACACUGUGAAAUGCAUUUAG